Messenger RNA from Drosophila kikkawai, 5148 nucleotides. Its product is annotated as serine/arginine repetitive matrix protein 1. The record is from RefSeq and is a predicted model, not a curated record. NCBI's taxonomy places the organism in Eukaryota, Metazoa, Arthropoda, Insecta, Diptera, Drosophilidae.
AUAUACAAACAAAAAAAUAAAAUACUUGAAAAAAAGAGAGUGCAUGUGUUGUCGUUGUUGUUGCUGCUGCUGUUAACCUGGACACAGGCAUUAUGGACCGAUGCAUGUGAGCUGACAGGAAAUAAAGGGAGCACCAUUAAGCCAUCGUCGUCGUUAGAACGAACCAUGGACAGAGACGCGGCCCAAACAGAUUCGCUAAUUGAGGUCGUUGUCUAGAUUUCGCAGCGCACAAAUCGCACGCCAUUUUCUAGCAUGCUCUAGGAAUCAUCUAUAAUAUUACGAAACUCGAAAAACCAAGUAACAAACAAAACCGAAUAACGAGAGCAAGUCGACACACGUUUUGAGACACGUAACAGGAAACGAUUAACGAAACGGAAACGGAAAUUGGAGAGAGGGAAAGGUAAAGGGUAACACUGUCUAGAAGCCACGCCCACAAACAUGAGCAGCAUGAAGGGCGGCUUCUCCACACUUAACCGCUGGUUUGGCCGCAAAAAGGACAAAACCACCACUGGCAGCUCCUCCAUGGGCAAACUGUCCAAGUCAACCACACAGCUGCAUCACCUGUCCACGGACACGGACAUCAACGAGACUAGUCAGCUGGAGUACAACAGGAUAACCCCAGUGCCGGCUGCCACCAGCAAUGCACCCUUCGAACAGACCUUCCGCAUCACGGUCCUGCUACCCAAGGAUCAGUUGUUUGUGGCCAGACUCGGGGCCCGAGUGCCCCUCAGCAAGCUCCUGUCGCUGGUCUGUGACAACAAGCAGCUGGAUGCGGACAAGUACGAGUUCCGGAGUCCAGUGGACGCUAGUCAGGUGUAUAGCUGCGAGUCAACCAUCGGCGCAGUGGGUCUCUCAGAGAUCCGUUUGUGCCACAAGUCCGAGUCGUAUGACAACUUCAAUCCGGAUGCCAUGCACCACAAGUUCCAGCGUACCGGCAUAGCUCGCGAUUCCCUGAGCAGCAGCUCGGACUUUAGCAGCAGUCGCCACUCCAAGGUGACGGCCAAGACGCCCAGUCCGUACAGUUCGAGUAACUCGCUCAAUUCGAUGGAUUCCACUGGUAUGAACUACACCCGGACACCGGUGGUGGUGCCACCGCCGACCAAGGUUAUGGCACCGCCGCCGCGCAAGAAGCGAACGGCACCGCGUCCACCAAAUCAGAUAUGCAUUCCAGAGCAGUCUGUACCGGAUAUACCAUCUUCAGUGGGUUUGAAGUCGGAGCCUGCUUACGCGGUGAUUGUAAAGCGUCCACAGCUGUGCAUGUCCACGCCCAAUCUCUCCGGUCAGCCGGAGUUGGAUUGCAAUGGCAACAGCUCCAAGUCGCUGCUCGAUGAGGACUCCGCCUCCGAUGGACAUUAUGCCACGUUGGAUAUAAAGCAGCCACCAGUUCCAGCAGCAGGUGGACCAGAGCCAACGCCCAGGAAACGGAUUAUACAAAUCAAAAAGAAGACGGCGCCGGCACCGCCACCUGGCGAGGACACCAUAUCGCUAGCCUCCAUUCCAGAGCCGGUGACACCCACGGCCAUGGUGCCGCAACCGGCGCCCAGGAUCACAAGUCCGCUGCCAACUAGUGCAGCGCCACAAGUAAAUGGGAAUGGUAAUGGAACCCCCAAUGGAAGUCCUCUGGAAACACCCAAUGGCAUCCCUCAGGGAACAUCCAAAGGCACAACCAAUGAAAGUCCACAUGGAACCCCGAAUGGAACCCCCCAAGGAACACUCAAUGGCACCCCUCUUGGCACUCCCAAUGGCAAUGUAUCCAAGGUACUCCUCAACCGUACGCCCACCCCAGAGCCCCGCUCUCUGGGCAGUGCCACCGAAGAGGAUGACAAUGAUGCGGCCUCAAAGCAAGCAGAUUCGGGCAUUGGUGAGCCAGCACCUUCUCCCUCAUCCGUUACACCCGAACCAGAGGCGGAGAAGUCGCAGCAGGAGUCCAGUUCCGAGGACGACGAGGCCAUCAAGGUGUACAACUUCAAGCUGUGCCAGACCUCCUCCAAGAAGGAGAAAGAGGAGACACCAAUCCCCCCAAAGGCCACCAGUCUGGCCGAGCUGGCUGUUCUAACAGCCGCCGCCGGCGAGGAUGAGGAGGAAGAGGAGGAGGAAGUGUGUAGAAAAGAAGAGGGACACAUGGCCGCCAACACACCAAGUAGUGCCAGCGAGCAGACAUCGCUCUCCUCGUGGAACUACUCGGUGCCCAUAUCACCGCCUCCCGAUUUCUCCGAUCAGCAAGGACGCCAUCGCAGUGCUGGCUCUGUGAGUCCCGGUUCCCCGCUAGACGAGAUUGUGGAUGAGCUAUCGGCCAUCAUCAAUCAUCAGGGACUGGACACAUUGAUCAAGAAACAGCCUGAUCCUCGGCUGGCCGAGAUUGAGGCUGCAAAACCGAAUCGUUUGGCCAAUUUUAGUAUAGCCACGGCCAAGAGCACAACAAGGAUAACCAGAGCCGACUCCUUUCAGGCUGGUUCUGGUGCAGAAGCAGAGGUAAUUUCGCCUGGCGGAGGAGCUCUUAGCCUGCGCAGCACCUCUCAUGUCUCGCUGAACAAGCUGGAGCAGCAGAACGGUUAUGGUUUGGGCCAGCGUCGUUCCUCCAGCGAGCUAAGCAUUGGAGAGUCACCCUCGCUGCAGAGUCUGGAGGUAAUCAAGACUAUACUCAAUUCUAGGAAGAACAGCUUGGCUGAAAGCGGAGGCAGUACGUCACCAACUGUGGAGCAACCAAAGAGCAGGGUUCAGGAGCAGGAGCAGCCUCACUUGGCCAAAGAGGAGUCAACGGUGGAUGGGGAAACUAGAGCAUCUAGAUUGGUUGCCAAGGAGACAAGUCAGCCAAGUCUUGGCCAGAAUGUCAGGGCUUCUAUACCUCCUUCUCCUGUCCAGGAGCCCUCACCUACUCCCCUGAAGAAGCAAGUGCCUGUGCCAUCGUCUCCGGUGGUCCCGAAGCAGGUGGUUUCUCUGGUUCCACAACAUCUGGAGUCUCCUCCUGUCCUCAAGAAGGAGUCACCUCCUGUCCCCAAGAAGGAGUCACCUCCUCCUGUAGCCAAGAAGGAGUCACCUCCUCCUGUAGCCAAGAAGGAUUCUCCUCCCCCUGUAGCCAAGAAGGAUUCACCUCCCCCUGCAGGAAAAAAGGACUCACCCCCUCCACUCCAAAAACAAACCCCUUCAGCUGUCAGCAGACUCCUCCUGGACCAACCUCCCCUUCAAAACCAGGUACCACCUCCAGUGGCAGUCUCCACAACUCCCCCGAAUACCCCAGCCUCACCCGCGGUCACCAUGAGAGGCAACUUAAGCCAGGUGGAGAGUCCACAGCCAGCCAGGCCCAUCGAAUUGGCGCCCAGCUCCAAGCCCAUGCCACCUACAUAUCGAUAUUCCGGACCGCCCAGCAUUAAUUUUGCCACAUGGAGUGAACGACCCAAAUCCCAGGUGGCCAUUAAGAACGAAGGUGACUAUAUAUUCGGAGGAGCAGGCAAGGCCCAACCACCACCGGGAGCAGGAGGAGCCACCUCCAAGCUCACCAUCGAGGUGGCUUCACCCAUACUGAGAAUGGGUAUUUCACAGCGCAAGGAAUACCAUGUGCCCAUCACGGUCAAGCCGCUCAAGGAUGCAGAGGCGAAUCAGACAGAGAAGUUAACCGAGGAGCCACAGCCACAAGCCCAAGUUCAAGUUCAAGUCCAGCCCCAAGUCAACAAGCAACAAGUCCAAAUCCAAGCCACAAACCAAAACCAAUCGUCGACGCUGCCGCGUCCAGCCAAGAGCAAUCGGUUUACCCUGCCAGCUGGUAGUAAUCAUCACAUCCAGGUGGUCACAAGUAGCACAGCCAGCAGCAAUUCCCUGCCUAGACCCGUCUCCAGUCUGGAGAGGAAUAGCAAGCCGGCGGCAGAGGCCACGCCGGCUCCCUUUGGCCAGAAUACUUUAAGACGCACGGGCUUCAAGGAGCGCAUGCUGGCCAGAGAGCAGCUGGAACAGGAACAGGCUUUGAGCAUACGAGUGUCUGUGAAUGGAACAGCUCCAGCAGUAGCUUCUGCACCAGUUUCUACUCCCACUCCCUUAGUAGCUCGUGUUCCAGCUUCUAAUGUAGCUCCUGUUCCGGCUCCCAAGCCCACAUCCCCCAAGCCCGCGCCGCCAGCAAAGAGCGUACAUCAGCAGCAGCAGGUCUUCAAGACCGCCAAAGUGGAGGUGAAGCUCCAGCAGGAGCAAGAGGAGCAGCCCCCCAAGCCGGUGGUUUUGCAGGUAAAGCUGCGACCCACUUCCCAGCCAGUAACAACAACAACGACGACGACGACAACGCCACCACCACCGCCGCCGCCGCAAGUGCAGCUAAAGCCCGUGAAGGUUUUGUCGUCCGGAGGACGCAAUGCAUCUGCCGGAUCCGCGCCGGAUCCCAGGUCUCAGCUGCUCGAGGCGAUACGCAAUUUUAAGCGCGAAGAGCUCAACCGAUCCUGAGGAGAGGAGGAGAUAAGGAGGAGGAACAAACCCUGGGCACAAGAAGACGCACAAAUUGUAUUUUUUUUUGUACUGCAAAUCUUGCGAAGAUUACAGCCUUUCUUCAGUUGUAAAUAGUUAGAAAGCAAAAAGCUUAACUAAAUUACAGGAUUUAGUAGAACCUGUCUCUGUGUGUGUGUUUUUUUAUAUAUAUAUUUCCCCCCCGGAAAACCCCCUUAUUUUUUUCUGUGUGCGCUUCUAAAGCGCCCAAGCUUAUUACCCAUUAUUUUUUUUUAACUAAUCUUAGUUUUUUUGUUAUGAACUAUGUAGUUUUUUAAAAAACUUUGUUUUAGUCAUUAGGUCACAAGAUAGAUGCCCGCCCGAAGAGGAAAAGCAAAAAGGAAAAUAUCCACAAAGUAAAGGAGAGAAAACGAUAAAAAGCGAAAAUAAUCGAUAAUGUAUGCAUAAUAUAUCGUAUGUUAUUAUAUAUAUUUCGUAUGUCUUAGUGAAUUAUAGUAACCAAUUUUCUAACCAACAUGUGGGACUGGUCUACUUAGUCGUGUCAAAAAACAAAAAACAUAAACAAAUAAUGCGAUACCAAGAGUUAAUAAAGCUAAUAAAUUAUUAUUUUUAAACGCAGCACCAUGUAAUACCCGGCAGCCAGCAGUAAAUGCAUUUAGCGCUCAUGUAUAUACAUAUAUGGCAUUGUAUUAAAGUGAAUAAUAAUAAAAGUACACAAAUUAA